Molecule: messenger RNA, 3282 nt
Organism: Rotaria sp. Silwood2
Lineage: Eukaryota; Metazoa; Rotifera; Eurotatoria; Philodinida; Philodinidae
Source: the annotation of a GenBank genome assembly
AUGGCUACUCAAAGUAAAGAUUCAAAGUCAAUAGUUAACGAAACAUGGAAAAAUGUAAAACCAUACAAGGAUAUUUUUGAUAUUAUUGAUGACACGAAUGAUGGACUUCAAUAUACAACAGAUGAAUUAAAUCGUUACUUCCAAUCAGGUCAUUUAAAGUCAACGAUAAACGAAGAAGAAAUCAUCGAAGAUGAUAUUCUCAAUGAGUCUGAUCAUAUUGAAAUUAUUCAAGAAGAAGAAGAAGAAACCAUUUUAUCACAAAAAUUAAGUCAAUUAUCAAUAAAAAAUGAAAAUGAAACUAAUUCAGCUUCGACUAUUGAUAGAAAACGACCAUUAAGUACCAUAGCUAGUUCAAAUGCAAGUUCCAAGAAAAUGAAAAUGACUGAUACUGAUGAUGAUAUUGAUAAUAACGAUGCAAAACAAGAUCAAAUACCAACCUAUUUAUUAAUGAACAAUAAAUCAUUUGUUCAUAUGGCACAAAAUAUAAUAAAAACAAUUCAUUCCAUUAAUAUGAAUGACAUACAACAAACGGCUGUAUCAAUGCAUCAUAUUGCUGCUUUUCAUGUAGAGAAACAAGUCACGGAAAUAUGUUUAAAAACAGUCACUGGUACAUUACAAGAAUCAGAAAAUGAUUUAAUUGAAGUUGAUCGACGAGUUUGGCCUAUGCAAGUGAAACCAUUCUUGUUAACACGAGGUAAAUUGACGAUGGUACCGAUUCCUAUUGCUACAACAACCAUGGAAACACAUACAGAAGAUGAACAACUCAUUUGCAAACAAAUUCUCCAGCAACGCUUACAAGAUAUGAAUCAAAAGAUUGAACAUUAUCAACAACAAUUAAAUGAAAAGAAGAAUUCUUUAAUUGGAUUUACAUCCACAAUGGAAGAAGCCAUACAAAUUUAUGUUCAAGACUAUGGAGUUAGACUACUUGAAAUGAAACGUGAUUUAAACAUUGCAAUAGUGACAUAUAAUUAUGAAUCCGAAAUACUCGAACGUAAAUAUUCACAAGAUGCACCAAGUCAAUAUCAAAUUGAAGUUGCUAAACGUCUAAUUGAUACAAAACGUAAAGUAGAAAAAUUCAAACGAGCGUUAUUAGAAUUAAAACAAGAGGUCUUCUAUAAUAAAUCAUCUAUUUCUUUCGAUUCUAUUCUAGUAUCAAUGCCAACUUGGCAUAAUAAUACAACAAUCAAAGAUAAUGUUCCACAGCAAUUACUUAAUAAAUAUAAAAAACUAAUUCAAUAUAAGAAACUUGAUCUACUAGCUAUACAUAUAUCACAAGCUGAAACAACCUACUAUCAAUUUCAAAACAUAUUCGAUUAUGAAUUGUCUAAAAUGUGGCAAAAUCAUCGUAAUCUUGUUAAAAAUCAAGGAAUGACUACAUCAUUAAUCAAAUUAAUUGAACAACGUCUAAAUAAUAUUACCAAUCGAUGGAAAGAUGUUUACAAUUAUAGAAUCGAUUAUUUUCUUCGAAAUUCUUAUGAUGAAUUGCGACAUGUGAAUACCAAUGAAAAAGAACAAACUAUGAAAAUAGUUUGUUUUUCAGCUUCUCUAAUUAUUGACACUACAUAUCGAUUCACAAAUGAACAACUACAAUUAUUAGGUCGUGGACCAACUUAUGUGCCACCAUGUCAAAUGUAUAUCUCGUCUUCAAAUGAAUCCAUCGAUGACAUCGUAAAGAAACAAUAUGCACCAUUAAAACAUCAAUUAAUGAGUCUAUUUUCAAAAUAUAAGAUUAAUUUAUCAUUGAAAAUUGAAAUUGAAGAGAAAACUUACAAUAAAUUUAAAGAUUUAUUUUUGAAACCAAUACCAUCAAAUCUUUAUCAACGUGCUCUCUAUGAGAAGAAAUUAAUUCAAUCGAUUGGAUAUUCUUUAAACAAAAACAAUCUUAUUCUACGAAGAACUGCUGAUAAUAUGAAUACAUUCUAUGUGGGCAACAUUCAAGAUUUUGAAGCUAAAGCUGAUAAAUAUUUAACAAGAUCAGAUGAAUACAAAGUUCUUAUCGAUAUGGAUGAAGAAAGUAAUGAACAACCAUUGCAUACUGCAUUAAAAGAUAUGAUUGAAUCAAUGAAUUCUCUAUUGGAACAAUUUGCAACAUGGAAGAUUGGCAAAUAUUUAAAUCAAUUAUUACGACCUUUUGCCGAUGAGAAAUUACAUUCAACGACAUUUUAUGAUGAAGCUGAUUUUAUUCGAAAAUUCAAUCAUUAUGCCAAUAUAGAGCAUCGUCUUCGUCCAUCAACUCUCUUUUGUACAAUUAAAAUAUCAAAUUAUUAUACAAUGGAUAUUCAUAAAAAUAUGAUCGAUGUUGUUGGCUACUUCUUAACAGAUCAUUUAGCAGGCAACAAACUUGGACCGAUAACAAUUCUAACUAUUCGAAAUUUAUUACAUUUAUUUCUUCAUAAUAAUGUCUUUUAUUAUAAGAAUAAAAUAUAUACAUUUACGAAAGGUAGUCCAAAUACGAUGGCAUUAACAGAAACAUUAGCAAAUAUUUACUUAUUUAUAUGGCAAAAGAAAAUAUUGAAAGAAAUAGACCGGAACAUAGAAUUCUUUGGAAGAUAUAAAGAUCAAAUCUUUUUUACAUGGAAUAAAUCUAGUGCUCUAGCACUUGAAAAAUUUCUACAAGAUAUUCGAGAAAAUCAUUUGAAUGUCCGUUUCCAAAUGUUAAUUGGAACAAGUGUACAAUUUUUAAAUGCCUACAUUGAAAAUCAACAGGGACAAUUAUAUACUCGAGUUUAUCAUGAUCCUACAAUUCAGCGUUAUACGUUACCAUAUGUAGUUGGUCAUUCAAGAUUAGCUUAUAGUGAUUGGCUUCUAUCAGCUUUAAUUCGAGCUGUUUGUUAUUGUUCAACAGUCGAUGAAUUUCAACAAGAACGAAUUUAUCUUGAAUUAACUUGUCUUAUUAAUGGUUAUUCAUUACUAUUUGUUGAAACGCAUGUAAAACAUUUUUUCAAUUAUUUUCAUGCUCAAACUAUGAGAUAUUCACGACAUCAAAGCACAUAUGAUAAGUUUCGUCGUCAAUGGUUCAAUUUCACUGCACAACAACAGGAACUUUCAGAACAAUUACAAAAAUUUGACGAUAAUGAUCGUUUAGUGCAGUUCAGUUAUAUUUAUGACUUUGGUCCAAAAUGUCGAUUCAAUCGAGACUUUCGUCGUCUUUGGUCUGAAUAUUUUAAAAAACAUCCGAUUUUGUCAGAAGAAGGAUCUAAGAUGAUUCUAACAAGUAAACAUUUUCAUUCAUUAAACAAUUUAUUAGCUGUACAAAAACGAUCUUAUACAAUUCAACAAUGA